Messenger RNA from Solanum pennellii, 1332 nucleotides. RefSeq lists its product as uncharacterized. Gene Ontology annotation, molecular function: nucleic acid binding; zinc ion binding. Lineage: Eukaryota; Viridiplantae; Streptophyta; Magnoliopsida; Solanales; Solanaceae. The record is from RefSeq and is a predicted model, not a curated record. The transcript has 4 exons. Bases 44 to 1303 code for a protein of 419 amino acids.
UGUUGCAGCUAUCCGGACGUCAGUAUUCAUCCGGAGUUUGAGAAUGAACUCUUGGGGAACUAAGGGUCGGAGGACGGGAGCAGCAGCAGCUAGGGGUAAUCAGAAUCCACCCCAGGCUCCAGCUGAAGGAGUGGCCAUGCCAGUUAACCCAGCUGCGUUGACUGAUGCGGAGGUGAGGGCAUCUCUAGCCCAGAUGGCACAGGCCAUCACGAUGCAGGCCCAAGCUAUGACUGCCCAAGUCAACCGGCAGGAUGUUCUGAGGGAAAACCCACCGGUUCGCAGCAUAGCUGACAGACUGCGAGACUUCACGAGGAUGAAUCCUCCAAUUUUCACAGGGGCUAAGACUUCAGAAGAUCCCCAGGAAUUUAUAGACGAGUUGCAUAAGAUACUGGUGGCCAUGGGGGCCACUGAUAUUGAGAAGGCUGAGUUGGCUUCCUACCAGCUCAAAGAUGUUGCACAGACUUGGUGCAAAAUGUGGCGAGAUAGCCGUGUCCUAGGAGGGGUGCCAGUCACCUGGGAGCUGUUCAAGACAGCAUUUUUGGAAAGGUUCUUCCCUAGAGAGAUGAAAGAGGCCAAGGUUGAGGAGUUCAUCAACCUCAAGCAAGGAUCCAUGACUGUCAGGGAGUAUUCCCUGAAGUUUGUGAAGUUAUCUAGGUAUGCUACUCCCUUGGUUUCUACCAGCAGGGAGGAGAUGAGCAGAUUCCUCACAGGAAUCAAUGGAGACCUGGAGGAGGAUUGUCGGGCUGCGAUGCUCCAUGAUGAUAUGGACCUUUCUAGAUUAAUGAUGCAUGUCCAGCAGGUAGAGGACAGCCGAAAGAGGAGAGGUGUACGUGAUGUUAGGAGGCCUAGGCCUCAAGAUCAGGCAGGUCCCAGCCAUGGAGGCCAUAGAAACAAUUUUGGCGUCCGCGAGCAGCCCAAAUUCAAGAAGGGGCAACAGAGUGCUGGAAAUUCUGACCCUCAGAGAAAUACAACGCCUAGAGGAGGCAGACCCGAACCCAAGAGGGGCAAUGGAGGUGAGAUGCAGCGUCCAAGGAAGACUUGUACUAAGUGUGGCCGAAUGCACCUUGGAGAAUGUAGACAGGGCACUAAUGCCUGUUUCGGUUGUGGUAAGAGUGGACACAUGGUCAUAGACUGUCCCCAGAACAGAGGUCAGGCUGGGGGUAAUGCUCAGCCUAGGCCUACCCCACAUAAUGCAGCAGCAGCCGAGCCUCCGAAGAGGAACAGAUUUUAUGCCUUGAAAGGUAGGGAGGAGCAGGAGAAGUCCGCUGAUGUGGUCACAGGUGCAGGCACAGGUGGACGCUAGAGCUACAGGUUCGUUGUUGCAGCUAUCCG